Messenger RNA from Orbicella faveolata, 4477 nucleotides. RefSeq lists its product as uncharacterized. Gene Ontology annotation, cellular component: cytoplasm. The record is from RefSeq and is a predicted model, not a curated record. NCBI's taxonomy places the organism in Eukaryota, Metazoa, Cnidaria, Anthozoa, Scleractinia, Merulinidae. Gene Ontology annotation, molecular function: saccharopine dehydrogenase (NAD+, L-lysine-forming) activity.
GCAAUGUCACCGACAUCGUGCUUUGGUAAGCUAAAGCGCGCGUUGAUUGGGCGUUUCUAAAACGCGUGUCCCGCAUCAAGGGCAGCGCGGCGAUCAAAAACGCAGAGGAACGCAGCGAAAGGGUCUUCCCAUGCUUGCGCUUCUCGCUCGUCCUAGAAAACCUAGGAAAGCCAGUGGAGGAGGCAGCUACGUUCUGUUCAGUAAGGACCUUACGCCAAACAUAACGGCACCGAUGACGAAUGACGUCAUCCCUCGAAAAUAACCAGCUUCCGUCCAUCUGCCCAUCUAUCUGUUUAAUUGUCUGCGUCUGUCUGUCUGUCUGUCAAUUACAAUUACAGGGCAACGGUUUCUCAUCUCGUCCUUCUAUUAAAUCUAUACGGCGGUAGUGACUACAAGACCCCACAGAGUUUGUGGGACGACAAUAUCUAAUAACUUGGCCUGCAAGCAGGCUCUCGACGAGCCCGAACGCAGCCGUCCCGCCCUGAUCGUAUCGCUCUCUGAAUUCUUCAGUUUUACGCUCGUCUGCUCGCUUUUCUCCCUGAAUUUUUUUUCCGUCCUCGCCGGGAGCCUGUUCGCAGACUACUUAAAACUUUAUGGCGUGUAUCAGACUGGAUUUUAUUCUCAACCUGGUGGUGUACGUUCCAAAAUUUAUUUCUGUCGAUAGAAAAACAAACCCAUCUGUGAAGUUUAACAAAAGCGUUUAUCUAACAAUUAUGCCACGAGCGUGCGUUGGAUAUGAGAUGAUAGAUAGCCAACGAGUAGCCCCCCCUACCCACCACGAUGGAUGGCUCCCUUGAAUUGCAUUAUCCAAUGAUCCAGUUUUUAUUACUUCAGUCUCUGCUGGGAGAACACAAAUUUAGAGCGAUAACGUCGUACAGAAGCACACAACUUCCAAUUAUCAUCUGAUGGAAUAGUGAUGAUCAUAUGCGGGGGAGACCGCGAAACGCUAUACACGAGCGCGGAGAAAAGCGCGGAGCGCGAAGACGGGAUGGUCUCGCUCGGGGUCGACUGGGGAGAGUGACAAUUUAGCUUUAUUUCUUUAGCUUUUGCGUUGUUUCGGCCUUAUUCUCGUUUACGUUUCGUUCUGCUCAUCACAGAGGCUCCUGAUCUUUUUCAUACUUGCUGGUAAUCAAUUUUUUUCACUAUUGUUACAACGGUUCAUCAAGAAUUUGCCAAAUCAUGAGCGAUCACAUUUGGCUUCGCGCCGAGACGAAACCAAACGAGCAACGGAGAGCCUUGACUCCAGAGAAAUGCCAGGAUUUAAUCGAAAAAGGUUUUAAAGUUACAGUGGAAUGCUCUGACCAGUCUGUCUUCAAAAAUGAGGAAUUUCAGUGCAUUCCAGGUAUCAAUAUGGUCCCUGCUGGAUCUUGGGUCACUGCUCCCAAAGAGGCCUUCAUUUUGGGACUAAAAGAACUUCCUCACAGUGAGGACCCAAUAUCUCAAAGGCACAUCUUCUUUGCUCAUGCAUAUAAGAAUCAAACAGGCUGGGCAGAUUUACUCCACCGAUUCAUCAAGGGAGGAGGCAGCAUUUAUGACAUUGAGUUUAUGACUGAUGAGACUGGAAGAAGAGUAGUGGCUGAAUUUAGUGGAAUGGCUGGACUUGGUGGAAUGGGUCUGGGAAUACUUGCUUGGUGCCAUCAGCAACUGAGUCCCAAUAUACCAAUGGCUACAGUGAAACCUUAUGAUAAUGAUGCUGCAUUCGUUGAUCACAUCAAACUACAACUCAAGCAAGUUGCCAAGUUGAAAGGUCUUCCUGAAGUGUUUCCUCGGAUCAUUGUGAUUGGUGCUCUUGGUCGCUGUGGUAAAGGAGCUUUAGAGAUUGCCCAUAAGCUGGGUCUUCCAAAGGCUGCCAUUGCUGAAUGGGAUUUGGAUGAAACAAAGCCGGGUGGCCCUUUCAAGGAGAUACUGGACUAUGACAUUCUUGUUAACUGCAUUCUUUUAAUGGAGAAAAUUCCACCAUUUCUUACAAAGGAAAUGUUGGAGACAGAUGACAGGAAUUUGAGUGUGGUGGUUGACGUGAGCUGCGAUCCUAAUAAUCCAUACAAUCCAUUGCCAUUCUACGAGUCAAUAACUACAUUUGAUCAGCCAUGUGAGAGAAUAAAACUCAGCUGCAGUAAGCCUCUUGACGUGGUAGCCAUAGAUCAUUUGCCUUCUGUUUUACCACGUGAAAGUAGUGAGAGAUUUGCCAGCAAGAUGACACCUUAUUUAAUGAAAUUAGUAGAGGAUCCUGUUUGGAUCAGAACCAAGAAGAUGUUUGAUCAAAAAGCAGCAGAAGCUAAAGAGUUUUUGAGCGCAGGCUUACAUCAUUAAAUUAAUAUAUUGCAUGAAAUGCAAACAUGGUAAAGCAUGUGACAAGAGAUGUACUCUAAUGAAACUGAGGAGAAGUGAUGUUCAGAAAAAAAAUACAAACAUUCAUAAUUUAAGUUUAUUAACUAUAGUUUAUAUUUUAGAAUUCGUAGAAGAGAUUUGCUUAAUAAUUUCACUAUAAAACACUGCGAUAAAAUGGAAGAACAUUGUAACGAAGUGUAACAAAAAGAGCAAAAAAAUUAACAACACUUUUAUAUCAUUGUUUCCUUAGCAUUCGUGUCCCGUAGGAAUUUUAGUUUGUUUUUAACUUUGUACCAUUUUUAUUCACUCAGUUGACUUGAUACUUACGUUGAGCAAACGGCAAAACGUCGUCAUUAAUUUUUGAACCAAAACGGUUUUCAGUUUUUCCAUUUUUAUCGCAGUGUUUUAUUGUGAAAUUUUAAAUUUUCAUAACUGGUAAUAUAUACUGCCGAAAGCUUAUUUAACUUCUCCCUUUCUUGUCGGACUACAUAGUGUGUGGACAUUGAUAUCUGAUCACCAGACCCCAGUUGUUCGAAGACUGGAUAACGCUCUUCACAGGAUAAAUCACUAUCCAGCGGAUAAGUGGUAACAAGACAAACCACGCUAUCCGCUGGACAGUGAUUUAUCCGGUGGAAAGCGUUAUCCUCCUUUCGAACAACCGCGGCCAGUUAGUUAUACCGAUGAGUUAACCUCACAUCUGGAGUGGGAAUGGAUAGCAUAUCUCAUAUCUGAGAAUUGACCAAGUCCAUAAUAUUAAUUGUCUUAAAAGAAGUUGGGAAGUCAGUGCUACCAGUUUGAGACAAGAUCAGCGAUAUCUUAUCAAAAACAACAACAACAACAACACUCGAGGUAUUAUAAGACCUUCUAAAUAAAUGGAAGCUUAAACAUCACAUUUAACUGACUAUGGUAAAUUUCAAACUUUCUAAGUUUGAUACUUAACAGUUUGAAAUUUGCUGUUUGUCAGUUAAAAACUCUAUCUACCUACCUGACCUUAAAAGACAGUUUUGUUUUAUCGCCUGCUCCAACCUCCUCAAAAUUAUUUUAAAAUUUAUACUGAAGUCUUUGCCAACAAAGAAGUCCAGCAGAACAUAAGAAAAAUUCGAUUGCAAAAGGCCUUGGUCUCUGCUCUUAAGUCUUAACUUAAAGAAACACGUAACUUUACAGCACAAACAUGACCUAAGAAAUCAGGUUGAAGUAUUUGUACGGUAAUUUAGGAAUCAGGGACUAUUUGCAUUUUGAAAAAGUAUCUGAUCCUAGCGUAAGUGUACACACAUUUUGCACAUCAUAGAUUUCCUUCUCCGGUGACAAAACUCAAGCAGUUGACGUUCAUGUUUCUGCGAUUGGAAAUCUUGUAAAUCAAAUGUUUCAAUCUAAUGAACUACAUCAAGGAUUAAAGCUUGAAAACUUGGGUUUCGCACGGAACCGUCCUGUAAUGUGCAAAAUGUGUGCACAGUUGACCAAUUUUGAUAUAUUAAAUUUCUAACUUAGUUCCGAGGCUUCAGGGGUCUGAAUCAAAGGAAUAAGAUCGAAAAAAAAAAAGAAACAGUUUCUUUUGUUUAAAUCUCCUAAACCUCACCACAUGUUAGAAUUAAACUUUAUCGAAAACUGGACUAUGGAGAAACUAACAAAAUACUGAGACACGUCACCUGGCUGGCUACCUUUCCAUUGUUAUGUAAUUAAUUGAUUUUAUGCAUUGCUGGUCUGCAUUGCGCAGUAUUUAAUGAUUGGAGGAAUAGGAAAUUCACAUAUGAAUUUUAUUUGAAUAAGAAAUAUAAAAUAUAAGUUCUUACUCAGUCGCAACGUAAAUACAAGCUUAUGAUUUGAUUUAUGAAAUGAUUUGGCGGUACAUUUUUCUCACGGUUAAUUUAAUUUAAAUGCUUCAUUACGUAGUACACUUAUGAAAGUGAACUUGAAUUAAAUUUGUGGGUAGGUACAUUUAAAAUUUUAGCAACUAAUUCUUUAAUAUUGUCCUAGAACUUGGCGAACAACUAUUAGCAAGUCCUAGUAGUGUCAUAAGUGGUGUUCUUCUGUGUGUGGCUAGUUGGCAGAGUUGCCAUAUUACUUGAUUGCUUCAGCAAGAAGCCUUAUGUUGUAUUGCAUAUUUAGUAUGGUAGUGACUAAAUGAAUAAAAAGUCUUUCACUGACUGAA